Messenger RNA from Chelmon rostratus (copperband butterflyfish), 2341 nucleotides. RefSeq names its product cAMP responsive element binding protein-like 2 (gene crebl2). NCBI's taxonomy places the organism in Eukaryota, Metazoa, Chordata, Actinopteri, Chaetodontiformes, Chaetodontidae. The transcript is spliced from 3 exons. Gene Ontology annotation, molecular function: DNA-binding transcription factor activity. The record is from RefSeq and is a predicted model, not a curated record. Gene Ontology annotation, cellular component: nucleus. Gene Ontology annotation, biological process: regulation of DNA-templated transcription. Bases 224 to 592 code for a protein of 122 amino acids.
GACGUAACCGCGGUACAUCAACAGGAAACACGAUGUAAACAUAGAAAAACAGCAUCACGCUACUUGUGUCGGUUAGCUUUUGUCUGUGUGGCUUCUGUUAACGCGGACAGACUUUAAAGUUUCUGUCACAAACAUAUUUAUUAUCUCGGACGUUUAUCUCUUAUUAACUGACUGUCACGGUAGCUAACGUUAGCUAGCUGCCUGCAAGGUAGCGUUAACCAAGAUGGAUGAUAACAAGAUGGUGGCUGGUAAAGUGAAGAAACCUGGAAAACGAGGCCGCAAACCUGCAAAAAUCGACCUGAAGGCCAAACUGGAGCGAAGCCGGCAGAGCGCCAGAGAGUGUAGAGCGAGGAAGAAGCUGAGAUACCAGUACCUGGAGGAACUGGUUUCCAGUAAGGAGAGAGCCAUCUGUGCCCUGCGGGAGGAGCUGGAGAUGUACAAACAGUGGUGUUCAGCCAUGGAUCAGGGGAAGAUCCCCUCAGAGAUCAAAGCUCUGCUGACCGGAGACGACCAGAAACUGCCUCAAGGUGGCAGCAGCACCAAGACGUCCAAGAACAGCAAGAACAGCAUCAGCAGCAACGGUCAGGGCUAACGCGAAGCUGCACCGACGGAGGACAGAGACUGACGGUGCGAAGGCCGCCGCCGCGUCCGCCGCCUCCAAACAGCACAAACCAACCUGCAGGAGAGCUGAAGUGACCCACAGGAACAUGCAUGUAGUUACAGGCUCGCAUCCUUCCUGUUCAUUCUAACAUCUACUCUUCAUCAGUUAUGUUUCACAGAUGCAUCAAUGUCAGAAGUUUUCAGUUUCAGCUUUAACAUGAACUCAUUUCUGCUGCGACGCCGUCUGUCCUCCAUCAGGAGCUUUGAGGGGGUGUCUGAUUUCUUUAUAUUCAAUCAAUCAGUCAUCAAUCACUAUAAAUACUAAAAUGCCUCUGAAGGAUUUCUGCUUCGGCUCUUCAGGCCUGAGAGGCCUUUCUGUUCUGAUUCCCAUAAACAGGAAGUGACUUUAGGCGUGAAAGUGUCGAUGUCAGCUGCAGACUCACUUUGAAACCGAUUAGUUGUCAAAACACAUUUGAAUAAACUGUUUUUGUGGUUGAAACAGUGAAGAAUUUUCUGCUCUGUAAUCAAAAAUGCAGUCUGGUCCAGAACGUGGCCUCGUGUCUUCCUGCAUGUUUCUAACGAGUGACUGUGCAGCUUCAUCUCUGCAGAGUCGUCCAAACCACCAGUUUUUCCUUCCUUCUCUGUUCAUGUGUUUAAAAAACUCCUCAGAAACAUGAACAGUUAGAUUCAUGUUCAUUGACAGUUUCAGCCUGAAUGGUUCAGUUCAGUUUCUGUUUCAGUGUAAACGGUUGAUUAAAUAUGAAUUCCAAUUUGCUUUGUUUUCUAAAAAGAAGCAAAAGUUUGAGAAGCAGCACAUGAAUGUUCACAAAGUUUGAAUCAUGUUUUAAUACGAAACCAAGAAUUCUUCACUGUUUCAACCAACACAGAGAAGUCAGCAGCUUUUAGCAGCCGUCCAGAUUCACGCUGCGAGGCGCCGGUUCAAAGCGCCGCUGCCGUCGCCCAGAACCAACAUUUAAUAAUACAAAGAGAUAAAACAUCUUCACGUCUGGUCUUUAAGUGCCCGAGGUAGAAAUCCUGUGGAGGCGUUUGGGUUUGUUUUAGCCGUUUCAAACAGAGCGUGGUCUGAGUACGUGGUAUUUCUUGUGAUUUGGACGUCACAUGACUGACUGGCGGCUGCAGGUGGGAGCGUACUGGUGGAUAAAUGAAACCGGGACGUUGGGACUCGUGUUGUGGCUUCAGUUUGCUCUUGAAAAGCCAUUCUUUCGGCCUCUUGCUGCCCUUCGUAAUUAUUUAAACACUUAUAGAAGCAUAAAUCACGUCGUGGCUCUACAGUAUAUUUUCUAAACGUGACUAAUUCUGACAAUAAGAGGCCUGUUGUAGCAGUACCAUAGAGAUCAGAGGUUAGAGAGUCAAAGCGACGUCUCGGUCCCUGGGAUCUAUUUUUCUAUGUGUGUUUUGUAUGGACUCAGAGGAAGCUGCUUGUGUUUGUUGGACUUCCCUCGACUUCCUGUUUGAGCUGAUAGCUUUUGAAUUAAUCAGUGAGCAGCUUCUCUGCCCGCAGCUUCUCAUUUGUUAGUUCACUGCGAAUGUUCUCUUGCAUUUAACUUCUGACCAAUGAGGUCGAAGCUCUUGUUUUGUCAGUGAGGAAACUCCUCAUGAAAAUCUGUGCACUUUGUUGAAUUUGGCAGAAGCACUUUGUUAGAUGAUUGUAGGUUGAAGCUUUUCAACAAUAUCUGUGUCUCUUUGUUUCUCAAAGAAAAUAAAAGUGUUUGACUCCUGA